Molecule: messenger RNA, 1368 nt
Organism: Eupeodes corollae
Lineage: Eukaryota; Metazoa; Arthropoda; Insecta; Diptera; Syrphidae
Product: protein spinster-like
Exons: 1
Coding region: 1-1368 (455 amino acids)
Biological process (GO): transmembrane transport
Cellular component (GO): membrane
Molecular function (GO): transmembrane transporter activity
Source: RefSeq, a predicted model, not a curated record
AUGGACCGUUAUACCGUGGCUGGUGUUCUUGGAGAACUUCAAGAGGAAUUUAAAAUCGGCGAUGAUUACAGCGGAUUGUUGCAAACGGCCUUCAUUUUAUCGUAUACAAUAUUUGCUCCAAUGUUUGGAUAUCUUGGCGAUCGUUAUUCUAGAAGAAACAUCAUGAUAGUGAGUGUUCUUUUUUGGACUGCAGCAACUCUUGGAGGGUCAUUCACAAAAACCUAUGGACGGUUUUUUAUCACGAGAGUAUUUGUUGGAAUAGGAGAAGCUUCAUUUUGUGCACUUGCUCCGACAAUAAUUUACGAUGUGACUUACAAAAAAAUUCGCAAAGAUGCCUUGGCAUUGUUCUAUAUUGCGAUCCCUAUAGGUUCGGGACUUGGAUUUGUUGUGGCAGCUAAGGCCGCCAGAAUUGGCGGACAUUGGUGCUGGGCCUUAAGAGUGACGCCGAUUUUUGGUGUCAUUGGAAGUUUGUUUUUGUGCCUGAUUAAAGAUCCAGUGAGGGGGGAACGAGAACGUUUGGAAAUGGGAAAAACAUUAUUUGUACCCAGGAAAAGUUUUACGAACGCUAUUCGAGGAUUGUCACGAAACCCUUCGUAUCUCCUGUCAACUUUUGGAUUUACAUCUGUGACAUUUGUCACUGGAGCUAUGGCAUGGUGGGGACCGAUAUAUUUACACUCUGGAUUUCGAUUGAUUUCCGGUGAAGAAAGCAUAAAACUAGAAGACGUAGCUCUUAAUUUUGGCGCCGUUGCCGUUUGCACAGGUCUUAUUGGAGUUCCACUGGGUGCGUUCAUUUCUCGAAAACUCAUACGAAAAUACCCAGCUAUCGAUCCGAUCAUCUGUGGUGUUGGGCUAAUUCUCAGCGACCCGCUCAUUGUUCAAGCACUUUUCGCAGCAAACAAAUCUAUCAUGGUCUCUUAUAUCUGUGUGUUCAUGGGCGAGGUAUUUAUGAACGUCACAUGGACAGUUGUCGCGGACAUUUUACUUUCGGUGGUAGUUCCUGAAGCCCGGUCUACGGCCGAGGCUUUUCAAAUUGCAAUCAGUCAUGCCUUCGGUGAUGCUGGAAGUCCAUAUUUAGUUGGCCUGUUAUCUGAAAAACUGAAAGCAAAAUGGACGGAAAACCAGUCGUCGUCAUCGCCUGUCAACAUGGAUGUAAAACACGUUCAACAAUUUGAAGCCAUGAGGUAUGCUCUCCUGUCUAUAGUUUUCGUGCAACUUAUCGGGGGUAUGCUAUUUAUUGUGAAUGCAUUUUAUAUUGUGGCCGACAGAGAGCUGGUUAUUCAGACAAUUGCGAACACCAGUAGUGCUGGACCUGGACAACAAACACCACCACCGGUACGGGCUGCUACGGAACGUAAUCUGGUUAUAUGA